AUGCCGGACUUCUUUUUAGCAGCAUCUGAGUUGUCUUCCAUGCAUCAGUUUCAGAUGACAACAGACUCACAAAUCAAAUUGAACCAAACCAAAACAAAAUCCACAAGAAAUGCUGCCCUGAAAAUGGAGAUUAUAAAUCUUCAAGCUGCGCCUCGCCCCAGGACAGAAGAGAGACUUAGCUAUGCUGUCCACCCAGCCAAAAGAGAUGUGAAACGAAGACAGUUUGAAGAACAUGUAAAAGAACAUCAUCUCAGAAGUCAGCCUCAAAUCUCUCAGAAAUGUGGACACACUAAGCAUAAAAUAUCUGACCAUAGGGUGGAAAGGAAGGCAUCAAAGAGUCAAGAAGUCUGUCGUUACAGCCACCAGCCGUCCAAAGUAGAAAUCAGCUCAGGUGCCAAGGUAUACCUGUACACAUCUCAUCCAGGACAGUCAGAUCUGACCACACCAAAUUCACCACCCACCCGUGAUCUAGGACUUCAGCCGCAUGCCGCGAUAAGUGACCACAAAAUUCUGAGUGAACACAAAAGCCUGCUGGAAGUUCAGCAACUCUGGAAAGAACUGAGCAGUUGUAUCCAUAAAAUUGAAGAAGUUACUAAAAAAGAUCGAGUGGAAGAAACUUUAGAUCCAGAUGAAGAACAGCGAAUCCAUGUCAGGAGGCAGGAGCAAGCGGUUCGUUCUGCCCAAACGCUCUACGUCUUCCAGCGGCAGGUUAAAGAAAUCCAGGAAGAAUUGGAUAAAUUGAGUCCACAUAAAAUUAAACACAGUAGGAAGUCAUGGGCAAUGUCCAGGCUGGCAGCUGCGCAUCGAGGAGCCAUUCAUGCCUUACAGAUGUUUGUUACUCAGUUUACUGACCGAGGGGAGCACCCAGUUCCUGCCCAGUGUAGGGAACUGGGCAGUCUUAUUCGCCAGCUUUCCCUCUGUUCUGCCAAGCUGGAUGCCGAUUCUUCUGUCCCUGAUGUGGUUAUAGAUAUCCUACGACAAAUUGAGGCUUUGGAAUCCCUCCUGGAAAAGAAACUGUCACCAAAAAAGGUGAAGAAAUGUUUCACUGACAUUCGGAGCAGAUUUCCUGUUGGUAGCCAAAGGGCCUUGGAGAGAUGGCAAAGUACAUCACCAAAGAGUGAGAGGAGACCCUUAGUUGCAAAGGAGAUAAUUCCACAGGAAACAAAACAACCUUCAAUGGCAAAGAAGCUUCUUGCUGAUAAGUAUCAACCUGAUAGAGAGCUUCCAGUGACCCAGAGGUUGGAGAAUGAGCUUGAUGUGUUAGUUGCGGAUAUACUUCCGGAAGAAGCUCCAUCUAUUCUAGACCAAAAUGCAAGCUUCAAAGAAGAGGCAUUAGCCCCGGCAAAAACAACAGCAGUCAAAAAGAAGCCUGUGACUGAGGAUGUGCCUUCUAGGAAGAAGGAUACUCUGGUGCCGACAAGACUACAGCAAGGGCUCCACAAAACUGAAAAAAAUAGAUCAACCCAAUCUCACAGCAAAAGCAGGUUGCAACGGACAACAGUCUCAUCGAGAUUAAAAAUGAACCAACAGCCUGUGAAAGACCAUAGGGCUCUUUGGAUACCUCUGAACCCCACCUCCCCACCGGCAUCUCCCAAAUGUGCUGCAUGGCUAAAGGUGAAAUCGAGCCCCAAAGGUGCUGCAAAAGAAUAGUCUCUCCAGCAAGAAGAUACUCAAGAGGAAAGUCAAUUCAGAGGUGCUGUUGAGCAUGAAGCAGCUAGACUCGCUUGGCUUGAUGCUGAAACUUCCAACAGAUUAAAGGAACUAGAAGAAUUAAAAGCCAAAGAAAUGGACAAAAUGCAAAAACAGAGUGUUUCUGCCACCCGGUUAGCAGACAAGGUAGAGAAGGCAGUUCUGGAGCAUUUGAAGCCUCUCCUGGUCAAGGCCCAGAGAGUCAAUUCUUCUCUGGAAGCAGGUAGUCCAUUGACGGAUCGGCCAUCAGUAAACACAGCGAUAGCCCAGCCUGCAGAGGAGGCUACAGCUGUUGAUUCUGAAUCCAACAACAUUCGUCAGCUGGAUGAUUUUUUGGAAGAUACCGCUCAUGAGCUCUGGACUAUGACUCACUCUAAGAUCUUGGAGUCUGAAGCCUUAGACACCUUGGGGGACAGCAAGGACAGCCCAUAUCUGGAGACCAUGAUGCUCCGAAUGGAGGAAACGGAAAAAUACCAGGAGACAGUUUGCCAAAGAUAUAAAAUUGUAUAUGCUGAUCCUCAUCUUUGGCUGCAGGAAGAAAAAAAUGACCAAAAAAUCCCAGCAGUAAGUGAAAGGCCUCUUUCUCCUCAUCCAAUCAGGAUCACAAAGACAGCGGCUCACAAAGCCCCAGACGUGAACAUCGUGUUGGAAAGGCCCUGGAAUGCCAACUCCCUGGAUGAAAGUGUGGGAACAGAGGAGAAAUCGGAGAAAAAGGCUCCCCUUCUCUCCCUUUCAGAAGAUUCUCAACAGAAAGAGGGUCGAGCUGCCCUCUUUGUCCCCCCCAGGAUGCGGCACAGCACUGGGGACUACUGCAGCCGCUUUGAGCAGUACCUCCGGAUGAUAUCUCAUGAGGCCGUGGGCUCCUUCAACCCAUGGCUGCUUGCUGAAAGCUUUUCAGAAGAGCUGGUAGAUGAAGCUCUGGGGGACGUGGCUGCUGAACUUCAGGAUGUGUGUGAAGAUUAUGCAGAAGCUGUGUUCACCUCAGAAUUCUUAGAGGCUGCUACACAAAGGCUUUCCACGGCGAGGGCCCUCCUGUCACACUGGAGAAGGGGCGGCACUACCUUUGUUUCAGCCCGCAGGACAUCUUGAUCCUCUGCUGUCCAUCCAGGCCCAGAAGGU
Ceratotherium simum simum (southern white rhinoceros) is the source of this 2808-nucleotide messenger RNA. The record is from RefSeq and is a predicted model, not a curated record. Lineage: Eukaryota; Metazoa; Chordata; Mammalia; Perissodactyla; Rhinocerotidae.